Messenger RNA from Musca domestica (house fly), 1384 nucleotides. Its product is annotated as uroporphyrinogen decarboxylase-like. Lineage: Eukaryota; Metazoa; Arthropoda; Insecta; Diptera; Muscidae. Gene Ontology annotation, cellular component: cytosol. Gene Ontology annotation, biological process: heme biosynthetic process. Bases 189 to 1259 code for a protein of 356 amino acids. Gene Ontology annotation, molecular function: uroporphyrinogen decarboxylase activity. The transcript is spliced from 5 exons. The record is from RefSeq and is a predicted model, not a curated record.
ACCACUAUUGUGAUUGAUUGACAUUAUAAACAUUGUGCACGACUUUGAUAAAAACAAGAAAAAGCACGAUUACAUGCACAAGUACAUAAUUAAAGCUAGAUGAAAAACUGUUAAUUCAUGCAGCAGAAGCAUAAAUUAUAAACAAAAUAUCGAAUAAAAGUCCACAUAUAAAGGAACACCGAAAAAACAUGAAGGAUUCAAAGAAUUUUCCAGCAUUGAAAAAUGACAACGUAUUGAAGGCAGCACGAGGAGAACCCGUUGACCGGGUACCAGUUUGGGUAAUGAGACAAGCCGGCCGCUAUUUACCAGAAUUUCAAGAAGUACGAAAAGAACAUGAUUUUUUCACAGUAUGUCGAACACCCGAGUUGGCAUGCGAGGUUACCAUGCAACCACUGAGACGUUUUGAUUUGGAUGCAUCGAUUAUAUUUUCCGAUAUAUUGGUAAUACCCCAGGCAUUUGGCAUGACCGUGGAAAUGCAUCCUGGUGUGGGUCCAGUAUUUCCUGAACCUUUGCAAACCCCUGCUGAUUUAGCAAAACUUAAGCCCGAAGGAGCCGUGGAACGUUUGUCCUAUGUGGGUGAUGCCAUUACCAUGAUGCGCCACAUGUUAGAUGGUAAAGUGCCUUUAUUGGGUUUUACUGGAGCUCCCUGGACAUUAAUGGGUUAUAUGAUUGAAGGAGGCGGCAGCAAAACAAUGUCCAAAGCCAAGGCCUGGCUAAAAAAUUACACAGAUGACUCCAAAAAGUUGCUGGAUAUGCUAGCAUCCUCUAUCGUUGAUUAUUUGGAGAUGCAAGUUAAGGCCGGAGCACAAAUGGUACAGGUUUUCGAAUCAUCUGCCGAACACUUGUCUAAGGAGGAAUUUUUGACUUGGUGCGCACCAUAUCUUAAGGACAUUGCCAGCAAAUUAAAACAGCGUUUAUCCGAACAAAAUAUACCGUUGGUUCCCAUGACAAUUUUUGCCAAAGGUGCUGGUCACUCUCUGGCCGAACAGGCAACUUUUGGUUACGAUGUAAUUAGUUUGGAUUGGACCGUUGAUCCUGAGGAGGCACGCAAACAAGUUGGCCCCAAUAUAACACUGCAGGGUAAUUUAGAUCCUCAAGAUCUGUAUAAGACACCUGAAGAAAUUCGUGAACUGGCCACAACUAUGGUGCGUAAAUUUGGCAAGACACGUUACAUUGCCAAUCUGGGACAUGGCAUAACACCACAAACACCAAUUGUAAGCAUGGAAGUUUUUGUAGAUGCUGUACACAAAGCCUUAUAGAUUAAGAAUGCAUUUUUUACAUAUAUUAUUUUUUCUUAUGAAGACAUCAAUAAAAUCCAAGGGAAUUUUUGGUUAGCUCUGUAAAACUGGAUUUACAUGUUUUAAAUAAAUGAACAUCAUUCGAU